This is a messenger RNA of Fonticula alba, 1400 nucleotides long. RefSeq lists its product as hypothetical. NCBI's taxonomy places the organism in Eukaryota, Rotosphaerida, Fonticulaceae. Gene Ontology annotation, molecular function: ATP hydrolysis activity; ATP binding. The transcript is spliced from 7 exons. The record is from RefSeq and is a predicted model, not a curated record. Bases 79 to 1104 code for a protein of 341 amino acids. Gene Ontology annotation, cellular component: GET complex. Gene Ontology annotation, biological process: post-translational protein targeting to endoplasmic reticulum membrane.
ACUUCAGCUGUUUUCACCAGUGGCAUCCUCCCUUUCUCCCUGCCCAAGCACUCUCCCUGCCCUUUUCUCUUUCCCUCCAUGACCAUGUCGGCCCCUGCUAGCAACCUCCAGAACAUCCUGGACCAGACCUCGCUCCGCUGGAUCUUCGUCGGUGGCAAGGGUGGUGUCGGUAAGACCACCACCAGUUGCUCGCUGGCCAUCCAGCUGGCCAAGGUCCGCGAGUCGGUCCUCCUGAUUUCCACCGACCCCGCUCACAACCUGAGCGAUGCCUUCGGUCAGAAGUUCAGCUCCACCCCCACUCUGGCCGACGGCUUCUCCAACCUCUUUGUCAUGGAGAUCGAGUCGUCCGUCGACGUGCCCGGCGGUAACAUGCCUGGCGAGGAGGAGGAGGAGAACAGCAUCAGCACUCUCCUGCGCGACGUUGCCUCCAACCUGCCCGGUAUGGAUGAGGUUUCCGGCAUGAUGGAGGUCAUGACCCUCGCCCAGGAGGACAAGUACUCGGUGGUCGUCUUCGACACCCCCCCCACUGGCCACAUGCUCCGCUUCAUCUCGAUGCCCUUCGUCUUCGAGAACUCCAUCCCCCAGCUGUUCGGCUCCGACAGCCCGAUCGGCCCGCUCAUCACUCAGAUGUCCUCCAUGUUCGGCAUGGACUCCUCGGCCUUCGACCGCUUUGACAAGAUCAAGGUCGUCAUGGAGAACAUCCGCGAGCAGUUCUCCAACCCCGAGCGUACCACCUUCAUUUGCGUCUGCAUCAGCGAGUUCCUGUCUCUCUACGAGACCGAGCGCCUGAUUCAGGAGCUGGCCAAGUACAACAUCGACGUGCACAACAUCGUCGUCAACCAGCUUCUCGUCCCGGAGCAGGCCUCCAGCUGCAAGUACUGCAUCAACCGCCACAAGUCCCAGCAGAAGUACAUGUCCCAGAUUACCGAGCUCUAUGGUGAUGACGACUUCCACAUCGUGCCGAUCGCCGCCCGGGUGCGUGAGAUUCGCGGUGCCGACUCCCUCAACGCCUUUGGCAAUGCCCUGAUGGCCGGCCCGGUCAACGGCGAGAUCGCCGCCCGCGUUGUCAUCCCCGGCGAGUCGGACGACGUCAUUGAGGAUUAAACAGGACGGUGGCAACGGGCCAAAGAUUGUCCCCAUUCCCCUCACCCGGAUCCUGCCGAUAUUAUCGCCCCCAUUUUCCCCCCGCGUGUGGGCGCGCGAACGGGCCCACAAGUACAAGGCACGUCUCCGUGCAUGACCAUGUGUCUAUGCAUUUGCGUGUGAGGGUGCUCCAGGCUGGGGGCUCCUCCGCCCUGUUGGUGGGAAAGGCGGGUCACCAGCGGAGGGGAUGGCAGUGUCGACUGUCCGCGCCCGUGCUGUUGUGCGUGCACGCGAAAUACACACUCUAAAAUGGAAAA